UCUUUUUCGAAAUGAAAAACCUUGAAAUUUACUCUUUCUUGGCAUAUUGCUACGCUUCUUUUCAAACGGCAUUAUAAUUUAAUUUUCUUUUAAAAAUGGCAGCAAUGACAGAUGUUACAGACCCUACCUCCGUUGCUAUGGAGUUGGGUAGCGAAAAGAUCACAAUUUUGCCUGGACAUUCCGCGGAUUUUACGUCUGUGACAUUUCAAGUUUUAAAAGAAGAUCAUACUCUAGGAAAUUCUCUUCGCUAUAUGAUCAUGAAAAACCCUGAGGUCGAAUUCUGUGGUUAUUCUAUACCUCAUCCAUCAGAAGCCAAGAUGAAUCUUCGAAUUCAGACACUUCCUAGCACAACCGCGGUUGAAGCACUCAAGAAGGGAUUGGAUGAUUUAAUGGAUCUUUGCGAUGUUGUUACAGACUCUUUUAAUAAGGAGCUUCAAAACAAGGAUCAAUCUAUGCAGAUCGACGCUUAAGAUUGCUUGCAAGCAACAAGCUCCUAUGUUUCCUUUGAGGAAGAUACUGAGGUAAAACAUGCAUUGGCUUCAAGUGCGUGUAGCAGUCUCCCUCAUUGGACCAAUCGUUUAGUUUUUGUCAAAUAUAAUUUGGGAUUUUGGUUGAAAGCGACUGUUUGGGAAUUAUUGUAGUUUUCUUCAUUGCAACUUCUAAAUAUGAAUAUAAAAUACACUUAGUAUUAUGAACCGAUGGUUUUUUCUUUUCCGUAAUCCGUCCGAACAGUAUCAAACAAACCCAUAUCAAGUGAUUUUUUU
Schizosaccharomyces octosporus yFS286 is the source of this 764-nucleotide messenger RNA. Its product is annotated as DNA-directed RNA polymerase I and III subunit Rpc19. Gene Ontology annotation, biological process: DNA-templated transcription. The coding region runs from base 96 to 470 and encodes 124 amino acids. The transcript is spliced from 4 exons. Gene Ontology annotation, cellular component: RNA polymerase III complex; RNA polymerase I complex. NCBI's taxonomy places the organism in Eukaryota, Fungi, Ascomycota, Schizosaccharomycetes, Schizosaccharomycetales, Schizosaccharomycetaceae. Gene Ontology annotation, molecular function: protein dimerization activity; DNA-directed RNA polymerase activity; DNA binding. The record is from RefSeq and is a predicted model, not a curated record.